AUGCAGGAACAAGAAAGUCUUCUUCUCCUAGAUGCCCCUGGAAAGAGGGUCAGUGUUCUGUAUGUGCCGUCAGGAAAAACAAAACGAAGACUUUCUAAAAUAACACCACUUGUGGAGCAAGUGAAAUGCUUCACCUCAACCAGAAACGGACGUUACCUGCUAGGCUUGUUGAACAAUGGAGAGCUGUUCAUCUGGCAUAAAGAUAAAGAUAUCUCCAAAUUCAUUGCUGGUUUUGACAGACUGGUUGAUGACUUUAGUGAAGAAAACUUCCAUAUUAACGCCUCGGAUAGCUGCUCCCACAUUUUUGUCUCCGUUGGCAACAGGCAGUUCUUCUUGUGGGCGAUGGAAAAAGGGGAGACAAUUCUGCGGGACAAGGUGACCACACUGAAAGGGACGUGGCAUGAGGUGUCAGUGCCGACGGGAAUGGAGUUACCUCCCCUCAACGCCAGGGAGACCAGCAUAGCCAGUGUGUUCUAUGAAAAUGUGAGCCUAGGCCAAUGCUUUCAAUGCUCCAUGGUAUUCAACAGUGACUGUAUUCUAUGUGUGGCAACGGAGCCACACAGAGGUAGUCUUAAGAUCUUUUAUGAAGACAUAAAUCUGCCAGUCUUUACUGCCGAAUGGAGCCUCCUGCAGUACCCGUUCCAGCAGAUGCAUGCAGAGUUUGAGCCCGUCUCCACACUGGGCGCCUACGUCUCUGCAUACAGCAGCAGCGGGCAGGUGCUUGCAGUGGCGGCCAAUCAGAGAUUCCCAUCUCGGACCACCAUGCUGUUUGUGUCCCCGUUGACGGACACUGUGCUGGUCGGGGGUAUGGGGAACUGCGGCGUAAGCAACGUCACCAAGACUGGCAGACAAUACUGGGUGAGUGAUCUAGCCUGGACCUCAGACAAUCUCUUCCUGGCGGGCAUUCUCAAGAACGGCAGCGUGUGUCUGAUACCAAGGCUGGGUGACCCAGUCGCCAUAGCAACCGAUGGAUGCUCCGUAACCAUGGGACCCAGCCUGUUUUUGCCACUUCACCCGGCAAUAUUUGUCAGUGGCAAUGAUGGCAACCUCGAACCAUCAGCUGAAGAAUGCGACCCCAUGAGGCAGCAGUUCUCCGUGGCGACACAUCCAUCUCUUCCAAUAGUGCUCUUCUCGGAUGGUUUCCUGGUUACUGUGGCGCAGUUGCCAGUGGAGGUGACCUCAGUGACCCUAAUGAGAGGCCUGGUUCUCGAGUCAGCCAAGUAUUUGAAGAAACUCGCUGCACAGGAGAACCUGGAUAUGACAGUGGCUGAUGCCUACAGACUGUCAAGAGGUCAAAAAGGUUCGAAGCAGAAUCUUUCUGAAGUUGCAAACAGAGAGAAGAGCGGCAAGAAACGUUAUGAAUUUGAAAUGGCAGAAGUGUCUUUGAACGCUACCAAUGAAAGUGAAGUAAGCAUUAUAGAGACCACAAACAGGUUCGGCUUUGACCAGUUUGGGGCCACUUGGUAA
Molecule: messenger RNA, 1467 nt
Organism: Dreissena polymorpha
Lineage: Eukaryota; Metazoa; Mollusca; Bivalvia; Myida; Dreissenidae
Product: ciliogenesis and planar polarity effector 1-like
Exons: 11
Coding region: 1-1467 (488 amino acids)
Source: RefSeq, a predicted model, not a curated record